GAAUUCCAAACUCACAUUUUUCAUUCUUCUUUUAAUCUUUUUUCCUCUUUACUCUCUCACACUCUGGUUUUAUUUCAUGGCAUCAAUGGCCAAACUUCUUCUGCCAUUUGUGCUCUGCAACUUCUUCUUUACCUCCGCUGUGAUCGAAGCAUUUACGGCGUCGGGAUGGAAUCAAGCUCACGCCACCUUCUAUGGCGGCAGUGAUGCUUCAGGGACAAUGGGUAAGGUUCCCUGCGCGAAGAGUGGAGGUGUGAGAUUCACAGUGAAUGGCAGAGACUACUUCGAGCUAGUUUUGAUAAGCAACGUGGGAGGAGCUGGGUCCCUCCAAUCGGUGUCCAUCAAGGGCUCAAAAACCAACUGGAUGCCAAUGUCAAGGAAUUGGGGGGCCAAUUGGCAGUCCAAUUCUUACCUAAAUGGCCAAUCUUUGUCCUUCAAGCUCACCACCAGCGAUGGGCAGACCCAAGUUUUCAGCAACGUGGUGCCCUCUGGCUGGAGAUUUGGCCAAACUUUUGCAACCAAUGUCCAAUUCCGCUGAGCCCAUCGGAGUGGCUGAGGCGAGCCAAGUGGGGUUUUUUAAUGACCUACGGAAGCAGCCCGCCAUGGCGUUGUAUUUGUAUUGUUCACUCAUGGGACUUUCAAUUUUCAGCCGAUCUUUAAUUACUCAUAUGAUAUAAAAGUGGUUUUUUUUUUCUUUUUUCCUUUUUGAAACUCAAUUUGUAAUAUUAGUUUUACAACAAAUAUUUAUAAUAUAUAUUCGACAAGUUUGCUUUGUGUUU
Molecule: messenger RNA, 776 nt
Organism: Momordica charantia (bitter melon)
Lineage: Eukaryota; Viridiplantae; Streptophyta; Magnoliopsida; Cucurbitales; Cucurbitaceae
Source: RefSeq, a predicted model, not a curated record